This is a messenger RNA of Vavraia culicis subsp. floridensis, 1301 nucleotides long. Its product is annotated as tryptophan-tRNA ligase. Gene Ontology annotation, cellular component: cytoplasm. The record is from RefSeq and is a predicted model, not a curated record. Bases 1 to 1236 code for a protein of 411 amino acids. Gene Ontology annotation, biological process: tryptophanyl-tRNA aminoacylation. Lineage: Eukaryota; Fungi; Microsporidia; Pleistophoridae. The transcript has a single exon. Gene Ontology annotation, molecular function: ATP binding; tryptophan-tRNA ligase activity.
AUGAAAGAAAUAUUGACGCCAUGGGACGUUGCACCGGUAAAAUUGGAUUACACUAAAAUCACGGAACAAUUUGGAUGUGAACUAAUAAGCGACGCUUUAAUCGAAAAAAUGGAAAAACUGACCGGAAAGAAGGUAAGCCAUCUUAUCAAACGCCGUAUUGUAUUUGCGCAUCGUGAUCUCGGCAAGAUAUUUGAUGAUUACGAACGAGGAAAGGGCUUCUAUCUGUACACCGGGCGGGGACCCUCUACGAAGUCGAUGCAUAUAGGCCAUGUUAUUCCCUUCAUGUUGUGUAAAUACUUGCAGGAUAUUUUUGAUGUUCCCCUUGUCAUACAAAUCACAGAUGAUGAGAAGUAUUUAUUCAAAAAUUUACAGAUCACAGAAAGUGUCGAGUUUGCCAAGAGUAACAUAAAAGACAUCAUAGCAUUUGGGUUUAAUCCAGAAAAGACGUUUAUAUUCAGCAAUGUGAGUAUAUAUGAUGGCAGAGAAGACGUUUCAGAUGCAUCAAAUGGAGUUAACCAGAAUGAUACAUGCACAAGUUGCGGGUCCGUUGGGAACUCGAGCAAGAAGAAAAAUCCGUAUAACGGCUUUUUCAAGAAGGAGCUUGUGCUGGCGAAAAGUAUCACGCUCCAUGAAGGCUCUAAAAUAUUUGGGUUCGAUGCCAAUACGAGUAUCGGACAGAUAUCUUUCCCUGUCAGACAGCUACUUCCUUGUUUUUAUUCCGUAUUUACAUUUCUGAACAAAAGUAAUUGCUUGGUACCUGCGGCAAUAGAUCAGGACCCAUACUUUAGAUUGGCGCGUGACAAGUCAAAAAUAUUUGAGUGUUCUAAACCCAGCACGGUGUAUUCACAGUUUCUGCCCUCACUCAGUAAUCUUGGAAAAAUGAGCAGUUCAAGAGACAAAACGAUCUUUUUGGAUGAUUCUGAUGAGGAUAUUAAGAAGAAAAUCCGCACAUAUGCACAUUCCGGUGGACGCAAAACCUUGCAGGAACAUCGAGCGUUAGGUGGUGACUUGGAGAAUGACGUAUCCUACCAGUAUUUGCGCUUUUUCAUGGAAGACGAGGACAAGCUGCAAUCAGUGGCCGAUAGGUACAAAAAGGGAGAAAUGACAUCAACGGAAAUGAAGGAUCUGUGCAUUGAGGAGCUACAGAGGUUUAUUCGGACGUACAAGAAGAUGAGAGACAGAGUAAGUGACGAUGAUAUGGAAAAAUUCAUGGGAUGCGAUAAAAAUUUUUAUUGAACAUCGGCUGCGCCAUUUAUUUUCGUAAAACGGAACAAAAUUUGGUUGCUUAUUAAACAAUUUCU